AUGGACAGGGUCACCCGGCACUUGGUCUUCCAGCUCCCGCAGACCUCGAACAAGCACGAGCACAGCGAUGCUGCCCUGGCUGGCUCCUUGGCAGAGCAAAGGGCCGACAGCGACGACGACGUGUUCGGCAGCCAGAGGGUGGAGAAUGGAUACGGCUGGAAAACAACAUCAAGGUCACCCUCGUAUCUCCUGCAUGGUGGGAGAGAAGUCUGGACCCCAUCCCCAGACAGGGAGUCCAAGCUGGAGGUGGUGAGGUCGGGGAGCCUGUACGACCUCAGGUCUUACAGAGGGGAGAGGAAACCCUCGAAGCUUUACGAGGAGGAUGAGGAGGAGCAGUGCAGGGUCCCUCCACCGAACAUCUCACCCGAGAAAGCCAGGGAGCUGGAGGACGAGAGGAGGGAGGUCAUCCGGAGCCAGGUGAUGAGGAAGAGCUCCACCAUGGCCGAGAGGUGGAGCUCCAUGGAUGAGCUGAGCUCCAUAAGCCAGGGUGAAGGCAGGCACAAGGGCAGUGUCACCACCAGCUUUGCCAUUUGCUUUGACAAAGCUUCCCCGGGGAGGGCAGCGACACCAGUUGACCCUGAGAACAUUGACACGGAGCAGAUCAACUUCUCUGCUGCUCGGCAGCAGUUCCUGAUGCUGGAGAAGACCAACCCAGGCUCUUUCUUCAGCCCAGAGCAACAGGCCGUGUCUCCAAAGCCAGAGUCGAUGACAAAAGUCACCAGGCAGGAGUGGCACAGUCCUGAGACGGCCACAAAGGCUGCAAGAGGUUAUGGUAAUGCUGAUGCAUCCAGCCAGAGCUGGCCAGAUAAGAGCAUGUACCAGGUUUAUAGUGUGUCCUACAAGACACCUGUGAAGGAGGAGGUUUAUGCUCCCAGAAAGGCUGAUGCUGAAAGGUCAUAUCCCACCAGAAAAAUGUCUGGCUUCACCAAAGCAUCUUCCAGAGAAGACCUGGAUUCUGGCCUGGGUGAGAUGUACAGUGAAGCCAACACAGUCUAUGCCAGCGAUAGAAGCUUAUCCAACGAGAUCUCCAACGGCCUCGUGGACCCAAGGGCCAGCAGCAAUGGCCUGGACAAGGAGAUGAAGAUCAGCAAUGAGACACCCAUCGAGCGGGAGAUCCGCAUGGCGAUGGAGAGGGAGGAGAACCUGUGGAAGGAGAGGGGGAUCCAGCGGCUGACCUCCAGCAGCGAGCUGGUGGAGAUCCAGACCAAGCCGCUUCUCUCCAUGCACACGUCCCCAGGCCCAGGCAGGAAAGGGAAGGACAAAGGCCGCGCUUCCCUUUAUGUCCAGAGGGAAAUCGAGCAGGAAACCAAGCGUGAGGAAGACCUGAAGAGGCAGGGGAGGCUGCUGGGGACGUACGACAAGGGGACGCAGCAGGAGCUGGACGAGCGCAGGAGGGUGUUUGAGCAGGAGGAAGCCCCCGCGCCAAAGGCCAUUUUCUCAAGGAGCUGGGGUCAGGAGCAGCCCACGGACCCCACAGAAGACCCCAGGGGUGGGAGAAGCUUUCCCAGCUCCACAGGGAGCACCACACGCUUCCAGGCAUCCAGCACCAGUGAAAAGAGCUGGGAGCAGCCCGCAGUGUCCCAGCACGUUUCCGCCAGCACCAGCAAAUGGGGAAGUGAGGAUUCCCAGGGAGGAAGACUCCCCGGCUCCACCCCAAGCCCUGCCGGCACCACUGCCCUGCCCAGGGAAUAUUUCUCCUUGUCCUUCUGGAAGCCCAAGGUCUCCUUUGUGGACGAGAUGGGGACGCAGAGCCCGCUCAGGAGGGAGGAUGGCCGGGAUGAGCAGUACAAGCUGAGGAGCUGGAAGCCUCAGACGUCGGCGCUGAUCGAGGAGGAGAUCCGGAGUGACUUGCAGAGGCAGUAGCAGCGGCGCCGGCGCCAGAUGAUAGAUGGCUACUCCCUGGUCAGCAGCGAUGGUGUUCCCCAGGCUGGCUCCCGCUCGCGGCACAGCUCCGGUAAGGGCAGGAGAGGAACUGGGUCAGUGUCCGGGUCUCCCGUCUCCACUCCCACCUCACACCAGGCGGGGAUCCUGGGGCUGGUGUCGUCCUUCACCCCGCUGAGAGUGGCUGGUCCCUCCCCGGGCAGCACCGAGACCCUCGGCCCCGAGUCGGCCCAGUCCAGUCCCUUCGAGGAGCGGAGGAGGAGGGUGAAGGAGGACGGAAAGUACGCAGGUAUUGAACCCGUUGACAAGGUCAACACGGAGGUUGUGGAGAGCACCCGAGUGACUCGCCACAAGAGCGCAUGGCCCCCCGGGCAGUACGUGCGGGACGAGGACUGA
Molecule: messenger RNA, 2277 nt
Organism: Nestor notabilis (Kea)
Lineage: Eukaryota; Metazoa; Chordata; Aves; Psittaciformes; Psittacidae
Gene: MISP
Product: mitotic spindle positioning
Source: RefSeq, a predicted model, not a curated record